Messenger RNA from Drosophila erecta, 653 nucleotides. RefSeq lists its product as uncharacterized. The transcript has a single exon. NCBI's taxonomy places the organism in Eukaryota, Metazoa, Arthropoda, Insecta, Diptera, Drosophilidae. The record is from RefSeq and is a predicted model, not a curated record. Bases 84 to 608 code for a protein of 174 amino acids.
GGCUUUGGAAAACGAAAUAAUCAAAAAUAUCAGAGUAAUCAUCAGAUUAUGUUAACCAAAUUGUUUGUUAUCACAGCGAGUAAAUGGGACGCAAAGGCCACAAGACUAGAAAGAAAGUCAAAGUGCACUCGAAUGGCCAUCCUCCUCAGAAAAUUAAAGUAAAGCGGUUCCCAAGCAAUAAACGCACCCACAACCACUCGAAGUGUCCUCCUCGUCCAAGAGCUCAGAAAUCAAAGGUCUUCCACGACAACUGCUGCAAGUAUAAGAUCCGCACGAGGCCCUUGGGACGCUUUCAGCGCAACCUGGCCACCCAGUGCCCCUCCCGCACGAUCGCCCUCGCCCCCUCCGUGCCGCUCCUGCAACAUCCUGUCCGGCGGGAGGUAGUCCAUCUGCCGGACACCGUGGUCAUGCACAUGCGGAAUAUGGAGUACGCCCGCCGAGUGGCGGUUAGCAACAGAAGAACGCUUAUUCAAACCCAUGUUUCGGUGCCGGAGGAGGAGGAUGAGGAAGAUCCACACCGAAUAGAUCGGAGGUUAAGACAGGUCUACAGAAGAGGUCGCGAGAGACCCUUGUCCAGCCGGUUGGAUAUGGAUGACCCGUAUGAGUAGCAAUACUUGUCUAUUUGGAAAUAUAGGUACACUGCUAUUAAAUAA